Messenger RNA from Xylaria bambusicola, 589 nucleotides. RefSeq lists its product as uncharacterized. Lineage: Eukaryota; Fungi; Ascomycota; Sordariomycetes; Xylariales; Xylariaceae. The transcript is spliced from 3 exons. The coding region runs from base 210 to 566 and encodes 118 amino acids. The record is from RefSeq and is a predicted model, not a curated record.
AUACUUACCCGGUAGUGUAAGUAGUGAGGUGAAUCAUAUCCACCACAGUACACAAAGGACCUCACAGACCUGUGUUUCACCUUUUGUCCCACCCCUCCGAGUCACGCGACGAGUGAACGAAGAACAACGCAGCCACGACAACAACAAUAGGAUUCCAUCAACAAAAACCGACGCCGCCCUGCCCUCACGUCACCAAUCCCCUUCGCACAAUGCCUACGUCUUUGGAUUCAUCUCGCCCUAUCAUGGCACCCUCGCUCGUCUCUCCCCGGGCCUCAGUCCGUCUAAGCACCUACAGCACAAUGGCGCCCUCUUUGGCCCCGACCAUGAGGACGAACGAUUCGGCGCAUGCCGACAUCCGCAUUAUCGAGUCAGGUCUGGCACGCAUGGAAAACAAGGCUCUCUCCUUGCAGCGCGUCGUGCUCUCCGAGGAGAAGACGGCAAAUAUGAGCAAGUUGGCGCUGGGCGCCAAGCUCGACCGCGCCCUGGACCGCCGCAUGACGAGCCAAGACGCUGAGAUGCGACCGCGAAAGCAUAUUAUUAGCGAGAAGGAGAAAGAAGAACUAUAGAGUGACGAAGCACUUGGGAAAUA